UCCAGAUUUAGCGAGCUGGCCUUCCUAGACACUGAGACCCAGUUGAACCUCCUCCUAUUGCCCAAACCCCUCUUUCACCUCCUUUGUUCCCUGCACUACCUUUUCUCUCUCUCUCGCUCUCUCUCUCUCAUUUGGACCCUUCUACACCCCCAGCCUGCACCCUUUCUCUCCUACCUUCUUCUGAUGUGAUAUAUAAACUGUGUGGAUGGUGUUGUUGGAUUGCAGCAGUAGUCGGUCGUAGUCCUGGCUUUGAUGGCAGUCCCCCCGUCCGCCGAUUUGGUCUCAAAGAGGCUGGCCCCCUUCACCUCCUGCCCAGACAUGGAGCCUUAUCCUGAGGUCCCACUCUUUGAAGAGGAUGAUGAAGGUCUCACAUUCAAGAGCAGAGGCCACUCAGGUAUGGUGCCCCCUGUAGGACAGGACCCAGAUAUCUUUGUCUACAUGAACUUCAUGAAGAGCCACUGUUGCUAUGACGCCAUCCCAACCAGCUCCAAACUGGUUAUCUUUGACACAACGCUACAGGUGAAGAAGGCUUUCUUUGCUCUGGUGGCUAAUGGAGUGAGGGCAGCCCCACUGUGGGACAACAAGCGGCAGUGUUUUGUAGGUAUGCUGACCAUCACAGACUUCAUCAACAUCCUCCAUCGUUACUACAAGGCUCCUCUGGUACAAAUCUAUGAGCUGGAGGAACACAGGAUUGAGACAUGGAGAGAGAUCUAUCUGGAGUACUCUGUCAACUCUCUGAUCAGCAUCACUCCUGACUCCAGUCUGUUUGAAGCCAUCUACUCCCUGUUGAAGAAUAAAAUUCAUCGGCUGCCAGUGAUUGACCCAGAGUCAGGCAACGUUCUUCACAUCCUCACUCAUAAACGCAUCCUCAAGUUCCUCCACAUUUUUGGCUCUAUGAUCCCUAAGCCUCGGUUCUUGCAGAAGCGGAUGAGUGAGGUGGCGAUCGGGACCUUCAGAGAAAUCGCUACUGUCAAAGAGACGGAAACUGUCUUUGAUGCUCUGUCCAUCUUCGUAGAGAGACGUGUGUCUGCUCUGCCGGUGGUCAAUGAGCAAGGCAAAGUGGUGGCUCUUUAUUCCAGGUUUGAUGUCAUUAACCUGGCGGCCCAGAAGAGCUACAACAACCUAAGCAUCACCAUGAGGGAGGCUGUGGAAUCCAGGGCCUGCUGUAUGGAGGGGGUUCUCAAGUGUUACCCCCACGAAACCCUGGAGACCGUUAUAGACCGCAUCGCUACAGCUGAGGUUCACAGGCUGGUGCUGGUAGACAAUGAAGAUGUGGUGCGAGGUAUCGUCUCUCUCUCUGACCUCCUGCAGGCUCUGGUCCUCACCCCCGCAGAUAUAUCUGAAAGGUCAUGCUGCGGAGACUGAAGAGAACAAAACAGAGCCUGUUCCAGAAAAGGACUGUGAAGAAGAGUUUAGCGAAACGGGCUUAAGACUAGUUCCUACGUACCAAAUUCUGGGAAAGUUACAAACAUCAGGACAGGGAAAGUGAACGUUAAACACGCUCAUUUGUCCUGACUGUAUGCUGUCAACAUGCCCUUGAACAAGGCAUCGAUGCUCAGAGACGAUGGAUAUCCCAGGCAGCUUCCAGUUUGAUAAUGGAGUGGUGUGGAAAAAGGAAUACGCAUCAGCAGUUAGCUUUCUUUUGCGUGAACAGUUGCCAGAAAAUAUGUCUGAUGUCUUGAAAUAUUUUGAAACCUGAUUUUCUAACUUACAGCAGUGGAGAUGUGGUCCUUAUUUCAUCAUUACAGAAACAACUUGGAUGUAGGCAUAUCAAAAGACUUUGUUAGCGAAAAGU
Lampris incognitus (smalleye Pacific opah) is the source of this 1795-nucleotide messenger RNA. Its product is annotated as 5'-AMP-activated protein kinase subunit gamma-1-like. The transcript is spliced from 13 exons. Bases 253 to 1365 code for a protein of 370 amino acids. NCBI's taxonomy places the organism in Eukaryota, Metazoa, Chordata, Actinopteri, Lampriformes, Lampridae. The record is from RefSeq and is a predicted model, not a curated record.